This is a messenger RNA of Rotaria sp. Silwood1, 582 nucleotides long. The record is from the annotation of a GenBank genome assembly. Lineage: Eukaryota; Metazoa; Rotifera; Eurotatoria; Philodinida; Philodinidae.
AUGCAUGCUUUUUCUUAUGAUCAAUACAAAGACUGCAUCAUUAGAAAAGAUUGGAUUAGUUUGGCCAACAAAGUAUGCGAAUCGAUUAGACUACUGGAAAAAGUCGGUGCUGAUUUUGUCAUUAUUCCAUCAAAUACUCCUCAUUUCGCUAUUGAUCUUAUUGAAAAGAAUUCACCAUUGAAAGUUGUUAAUUUAAUCAAAAUAGUGGCUGAUGAAUGUCAGAGACAAGGUUUCUCGAAAGUUUUAGUCCUUGGAACUAAACUUACAAUGCAAGGUGGAUUAUAUAAUGAAGUUCUAAAUUCGAAGAACAUUACUCCGAUGAUUCCAACCGAUGAUGUAUGUGAUAAAAUUGAACAUUUAAUAAGAAAUGAAAUAAUUCCAUCACAGAUAAAUUCAAGUACCGUAGAAAAUAUUCAACAAGAUAUACAGAAAUAUGAUUGUGAUGCGGUGAUUCUUGGAUGUACAGAGUUACCUGUAGUAUAUAACGAAAAUAAUCUUGGGAAACCUGUUGUUGAUACAACUCGUUUACUUGGUCAAUAUGCUUUCAAAUUUGCCUGUGAUGAUAAUCUUUCACCAAAAUGA